Messenger RNA from Drosophila eugracilis, 3903 nucleotides. RefSeq names its product GTPase-activating protein skywalker (gene sky). The transcript is spliced from 12 exons. The record is from RefSeq and is a predicted model, not a curated record. Lineage: Eukaryota; Metazoa; Arthropoda; Insecta; Diptera; Drosophilidae. The coding region runs from base 1180 to 3075 and encodes 631 amino acids.
CGCCAUAAAUUUGAUUUUGUGUUAUAAAAAUUUUCCGCGCCAUCUUGCCAAGCGUGUAUAGGUAGCUGGAAAAAUGGUCAUAAAUUAAUGUUACGUAUACGCAGCGAAUGCCAGAGAAUUCUUUUCUUUUCUUGCCUGGGAUUUUCCAAGCUCUGCAACCGCCAUCCGCUUACGAAAUUUCCCACAAAGGCUAUUUAUAAAAGGUAUUUACACUAGAUUUGGAUGUUUUCCUUGCCGCUAUUCUCCUCUUUUUGCUUUGAGAGCGAGGAAGAACAACAGAAAACAGCUGUUUGCUCAAUGGCGCCCGAUAGUAAAAUGCACAAACAAACAAACAAACAACGGAGAAUAGGAGAGAAAAAAGAAAGCAAAAAUAAAUCAGAAAAUAGAAUAGAGAAGAGCAGAGCAAAAACCCCAUGAAAAAGCUUCAUUGCAAAGCUUGCACGCGCCAGGUUUUUCGAUCGCUCUUUGGUUUUAUUUUUGUUUUUUUUUUUGUGUAUUUCGCGGGAGCUUUCAUUGAGAAAGAGGGGGCCUACGGAAUGAAACCGGCCUGUACGCCGGAAAAUAUCUGAGAACCCCGAACGCAUCCGAACGCUCCGCACGUCAAAAAUCCGUUCGAGAAAUCUGACUCCCGGCGAAUACUUCAAUUUUCUUCGCUUCGAAAAUGAUCGAGAAUAUCGCGCGGGAUGCUUAAUGAUUUUGUUCAACCCUCGUAAAGAAAAAAAAAAAAAAUUAUUAAAAUUAAUUUGUCGAUUUUAUACAAAAAACACAGAGAGCCAGCGAAAGAUGUGAACUGAAAAUUUAAAUGUUAAAUGUGCUGCAAAUUAAAUUCAAGUGCUGCCGGCGUCGCUGCUCGGGCGACAGCAAAUUGCAGAUCGCAAUAAAUUAAAACAAUAAAAGGCAGCACGUCAGGGCACAGAGGAGAGUGUAUAAAAAAAUACAAAAAUUAAGCAAGACAAAAGCAAAAAACGAGAGAGACUGAAAUCUACAUAAAUGAUGUCGUUCUCGGUGCCAAAAAAGCGAGUGAACAAACAAAAAUUCAAAUAAAAAACAUCAACAAAAUAGUAAUAAAAUUAAGGCCUUAUAACGAUCAGCCUGUGUAAAUCGAACAAAAUAAAAAUAAUAAAAACCAAAAACAUAAACUGAACGAAGGGAGAGAGUCGCGAAAAUAUAGUGUGAAAAAUGGUUGGCAAAGUCUUGGGCAUCAAAGACUUGGAGCAGUUCAGUAGCCGGCGCAGCAGUGUCUACGUCGAUCCCGAGUGCGACAAGUUCUUCGAGCUGCCGCUCUUCAUUGCGGCCAGCUCGAACGACAUCACCACCAAAUGCCAGUGCUUCCAGUUCAGUCCAGGCAAAGAGCCGGCACUGCGCUCCUACACCGAGAUCCAACAGCUGUUGCAACAGGGCAAGAAACGUGACGUGAAGAACAUACUCAGGGAGAACUCGUGGCCCAUCAACUCCCCGAUCCGAUCCCAGCUAUGGCCGAUGCUGUGUGCCCAGCACCAGACCAAACAGCAAAUGCUGGAUGGCUUCUACUGGGAGAUGGUACAUCAGGUCUUUGGCACCACGGAGCUGUCGGAGAAGCCCAUCAUGCUGCCCGCCUUUGUGGAUGCCACACACUGUUUGCCGUAUCACUUGACCAGCACGGGAAGGGCCGUGGCUGAUCGGAUCGUGAAUGUCUUGGGCUACGACUGCCCCGAUAUUACCUACAGUCCAGUAUUGUAUCCAAUUACAUCGAUACUUUUGCAUUUCAUGUCGGAGGAGGAGGCGUACAUAUGUUUGGCUGGUCUGGUGGGCAGCAAGGAGAAGGUAUUCAUCAAUCAAACCAAACUACAGCACGAGGUCACCUGGAAGACGGUGAUGCAGAUAGCCAAAAAGCACACGAAAAGUGCAACUUCGUAUUUCCAACGUAUUUGCCCGGGCCUGAAGCUAGAGCGCAUCUUCAUGGACUGGUGCUGGUGGAUUCUAGCGGGUCUACCCUUCCAGCAUCUGGUGCGGAUCAUGGACUGCUACUUCCACGAGGGCAUCAAGGUUCUGUACCGCGUCGCCCUCGUCAUACUCAACCUGUUUCACAAGGAGUGCCAGUCGAACAACGAAUGGAGUCCGGAUAAUAUUAAAAAUGACAUUGGCAAUGCGCUGAUCAAGUUCUGCAAGAAGAUACCAGUGUCACCGGCGAAGCUGCUCCAUGCCGCGUUUAGUAUUAGGGGACUGAGUACCCAGUAUAUUUCUAGAAUAUUUAUCAAGACUGAAAUGCUGCUAAAAAGCCGUUCCGUGCUCACCAGCGGUUCGAAGCAAUUAAUCAAAUCGCGUUCAAGUGAUAAUCUGCCCACUAGUCAGUCGCAGGUCAACAUCCAAAUGAUGUCGCACACCUUGACCAUCCGAGAGAAGCUGCACUCCGAGAGCUGUCGCAAUUUGGGCGAAAAGUCGCCCGGUCAUAGAGCCAUCGCGAUGGGCGUUUAUCCCAUACACAAUCUGAAAAGUCAAGCUUGUAAGAACGAAGAUCAUUUUGGUUUGCCGGGCACAAAGAAUUUCAUAAAAACCUGGACGGAUAGACAAUUUCUGUUCACGCUGUGGUCCUGGCUACCCGUGCGGAUAACAAUGUACCAACCGGUGCUGCUCUACACCACGGAGGAGCACGGCUGCUCGUUGACCACGUUCUACGUCCGGGUGGAGCAGCACGAACCGACGCUGCUCAUGAUCAAGACGUGCAAUAAUGAGGUAUUUGGUGCCUACUGCUCCUCCCGCUGGUUUGAAAGAAAUGUAAAGGAUGACAAGGGCCAGCGACAGGCCUACUUUGGCACCGGCGAAACCUUUUUGUUCUCCCUAUAUCCAGAGCGAGCCAAGUACCCAUGGGUGGGCAUUGAGGGCGACAAGGAUCUGGGACACAGUUCCGAGCUGUUUAUGGCGGCCGACUCCAAAAUGAUAACCAUUGGUGGCGGUGAGGGUCAGGCCAUCUGGAUGGAUGAGAACAUACGUUUUGGCAAGACGGAUAGCUGCAAGACCUUUAACAAUCCCCCGCUGUGUCCGUCGGGCGACUUCGAGAUCCGGGUGCUGGAGGUCUACGGCUUCGUGGGCAUCUAAAAAGCAAAAGGAAAAAAGAAACUCCUCCCCAGUCUGACCGAUAUUGCCCGCCGAUGAUCAAGUGCUCAGCAAACCUGCUCGACCUUCCCCCCGCGUUUCCUACACCCACUCAAAAAACACCUACAGAUUGCUUUCGUUUCCGCCCAUUAUUGGCGGACGCUGAUGAUGAUACCAAGAUGAGAAAAUGUGUAAACAUUUAUAAAAACUUAUUUAUAAAUAUGUAUCGAAAGUGGCCAAGCAGCAGCCAAUGCCGCCGUCGUCGUGUUAAUGUUAAAUGUUAAUGAAAAAAAUGCUAAGAUGCAAGAAACUAAAACAAAUUAUAUAUUAUAUAAUGGAAAUACUCUGUGAGUUAAUGUUUCAAAACGCAAAGCUUUGAAAUUACAAUACCCUAGUUGUUAUAACCCCUUUACAUAUAUAUAUAUAUACAUGAUAUCUAUACAAGCAUAUAUACAUAAUGAACUAUUAUAAAGUGUAUAUCUAACUGUACAACGUAUUUCUAUAGCCAUGUACCGCAGCAAAGAAAAAAUAUUCCUUAAAAAAUUGAAAGAAGAAAGCAGAAAACAGAAAACAACACCAGAAAACAUGGGCUGCAACACACUUCAUUAUUGUUUAUUAGCGUUAUUAUUAUUUCAUUUAGUUUAUAAAUAUUGUAUUUUUUUCUUUCUGUAAACCAAAUUUACUGACUUGACUGAAUUCGUUAUUAAUGUUAUUAAUAUUAUUAUUGCUACGUGUAUAGAAAGUGUAACUUGUAAAUUUGAAGAAGAAAACAACCGAAUGUUUCUGAAAGUUGUUUCCCAUUUGGUCGCAAAAUAUAUAGUUAAAGCAAAA